UUGCCUCUGACAUAAACGCAUUACAUGUGUUCUCUGCAUGGGGGAUUACUGAGCAGAGUCUGUCAUGGUCUGGCUGCCUGAGUCACGCACUCAUUACCAAAGGUGCGUAAUUACGCACUGAAGGCAACACCUCCUCGCUGUAUAAUCCGAAGUGUCAGCAGCAACUGUCCCUUAUAUGACGUCCACAUGCUGCUAUGAGUCAAGACACAAUACGAGGAAAUCCCCAAGGCUGAGAAAACGACGAGAGGCCCCUUUAAAUCCACGCUUCCUCUCCAAGAGAGAGAGAGAGAGAGAGGAAGAGAGAGAGAGAGAGAGCUCUGAUAAACAACAACACGAUUCUUCUUCUCAGAAGCUGCUUUUACCGGAUUCAUCUCUUUACUGCGGCUAAGCUGAAGAAGUGGCUACCAGGACUUUCUCUCUUGUCAUUAUUUCCAAAGCAUUCUGUGUGUCGUUUCAUACAUUCAUUGUGUUGAAUGCCAUUGCGGAAGUGAGCAGCAGCUUUCAGACACAGAGCACAGAGCAGAGCUUUGGGCAGUGCGGACAUCUGGUGGUCGAUCAGGAGAAGUGCACCUCCUCUCAUCUGCUGGAUCUGGACUCUCUGGAGAUGUACGGAGCUUCAGGCAUCCCAGAGCUCAUACCGCCCACUGGGCCGCCCAGGCAGGCCGGUCCGGAGGGCCAGUACAACCCGGGACAUCCCCAGGUCAACGGGGGCGACGGAGGGGCCAACCCGCAGAGACUCGGCCAGAGGGCACCCAAACUGGGAGCGAUCGGUCGAACCAAGAAAGUGGACUUGGACGAUGAAGACCUGGAUGACAUCAUGAACAACAACGGCCAGUGUCCUGUAUCCCUGUCGCCCAUCUCCUAAACUUCACCAAGAAGUGCCAAAAAAAAAAAAAUCCCCCAGGACGCCAAACCUCCCUGUCAGAGAUCUUGGCCUUGAUCCUGUCAUGUGUCUGACUGAAGCUUCUGACGGCUCAACCAGGCACAAAAAAACCCCGCCUCAUUUAGCGGCAGCUGAAGCCUAGGCCCUGAUUGAUUGUACAUAGUGUUUAUUUAACUCACCUUUGGUCAGACUGUGAAUGGAUUGUAUUGCAUCGCUCUCUACUCUAUACCUCGGUAGGCAGUAGUAGAUUAUCAGGACUCGAGAGGAGGAAGUGUCUAUAUUUUUCAGCGCUUCUUAACAAGGGCUACAUUUCUAAAGUUGCACUGAGCAAAACGGUUCGAUGAAAAGCAGCCUCUCGCCCGCCUGUUUUCCGGUGAGGGUUUUCUGAUUGGUCGGUUGUGUGAGGGAACACGCGCCUGUUUAAUGUGUAACACACAGGUGAAAUGUUAAGCUUUUUGGUUGUGCAAUGACUAUCAUUCUCUACUCUCACACAAAGUGGUGUACUAAUAUCCAGUGGAUGAACGCUCGCUAUUUACUGAAGAAAAACUACUGCUAAUUAUUUAUUGUUUUAAAAAAAAAAAAAAGAAAAACACUUUGUUGUGUUGUUAUGGCUUCUACAUGUUUUUUACUUGUUUCUGAAUGGAAAAAUCGCUUCAGUCAAACUGUAACUGAGAUUUAUUAUGUUUCCAAAAUGGUGCACUUUUGUGGGAAUGCCUUUUAUGUGCAGUGACAUGUUGCAGAAUUCUAUGCAUGGAGUCUGUUGAAGCAUCAAAAACGCGUAACUGGUAUCCCGUUAUUAAGGGCUAAUGUAGUAGUAUUUCAAACCACGGCGCCGUUAUGCUCUUUAGAUCACGCCGAGUCGACAUUUUCCUAAGCUCAUUGUUGGCUCGGGCUGCAGACUCAGCAGUUAAAUAAAACAACAACAGAUUUAUGGAGGGUUUUGUUCGGGUUUCCCAGUUGGCCAGACAACUGUGAUAAAAAGACAGAAAUCAAAAUGAUAUUUGACGCUGUAUCAGAUUGAUAAUUUAAAUGGAUUGGCACACAGACAUGUCGUAAUGAACACUUACUUUGUAUUAAUAUUUACAGCAGUAAUCUGCUUAAGCUACACCCAGAUGGCGUCAUAGUGUCUUUCAGAAGAUAACCUUUACUUUACAAUUACAGUAUGAGAUCAUGAAAACAAGCAGCUCUCACCGCUGAGACAAUCUUAACACUGAUGUUUUUGUGGAGGUCGUUUUAGAGGUUUUUUAAAGAUUGCAGUGGACCUUGAAAUGACAUGCUAUUGAGGCUCAUGCUGAUGUCAUGUUACUUAGCUGGCUGUGAAAUUGUUACUAUAGUCACUUUUUUUUUUUUUUUUUCUUGCGUCAUGAAAAGCACUGCAUUUCACAGCCCGUUCUCUGACUCAAAGAUUGUUGGUUGUGGCUAUACCAUUUGCAUGGAAAUGGUCGACUUUUCAUAAUGCAUCUCGGGAAAUUAAAGAUGAAUCUUUGUGGA
This is a messenger RNA of Sebastes umbrosus (honeycomb rockfish), 2374 nucleotides long. RefSeq lists its product as uncharacterized. The record is from RefSeq and is a predicted model, not a curated record. Bases 605 to 865 code for a protein of 86 amino acids. Lineage: Eukaryota; Metazoa; Chordata; Actinopteri; Perciformes; Sebastidae. Gene Ontology annotation, biological process: negative regulation of protein kinase activity. The transcript is spliced from 3 exons. Gene Ontology annotation, molecular function: protein kinase binding; calcium-dependent protein kinase inhibitor activity.